AGCAGCUAUGGCGUUUCCUGACUGGAUGUUAUCAUUGGCGGCCACUGCAUCUUUUUUCUGUUUCUUUUGCUUGUGUAUUAGAUACAGGCAGACCACACAAGUGUUCUGGAGCAAGUUGUUGAGGAAGAUAAUGGCCCGGACAGAGAAGCCAUUGUUCCGAAUCGCAUACACACUUUACACAAGAACCAGACUUGGAUACAUGUACUACAGGAGACAAAUGAAAAAAGCCAGAGAAAACCAUCCAUCUGGACAUUCCACAUGUUAUCCCAUGGAGUUCAAUGGUAUUAAAAUAAUUCCCAUCUCGGUGCUGUCUGACAACUACAGCUACCUUAUAACUGACACAGCCUCCAGUGUUGCUGUUGUUGUAGACCCUGCAGACCCUCAAAAGGUUCAGACAGUCCUUGAAGACGAGGGAGUCAUUUUAGAAGCUGUUUUAUGCACGCACAAGCACUGGGACCACAGUGGAGGCAACAAAGGGCUGAAAAAAAUUCACAGCUCAUGUCGAGUGUAUGGAAACGCAGCUGAUAAUAUUCCUGGUCUCACUCACCCCCUCUCACACAAAGACUCUGUCAUAGUUGGCCGAUUACACUUUAAGGCCCUUUUCACUCCUGGACACACAGUGGGUCACAUGAUCUACCUCCUGGAUGGCCAAGCAGUUGGUGCCCCCUCCAGCCUGUUCUCUGGUGACCUGGUGUUCCUCUCAGGAUGUGGGAGGAUGUUUGAGGGGAGUGCCACAACAAUGCUCUCUUCUCUGGACACAGUUGGCUCCUUAAGUGACGAUACUCUAUUAUGGCCUGGUCAUGAGUAUGCAGAGGACAACCUGCUGUUUGCCGCUGAGGUCGAGCCCCACAACGCUGCCAGGGAAAACAAAUAUCAGUGGGUUCUGCAGCAGCGAGGCCAGAAGCUCUGCACGUGUCCCUCAACGAUCGGGGACGAGAAGCAGUACAACCCAUUCCUGCGCAGCCACUCUGCCGAGCUCCAUCAGGGCCUGGGUGUCCAGCAGUUCCACGAUGAGGACUGGACCCAGUUCCGGGCGCGGGUUCUGGAGGAGCUACGGAAAUGUAAAGACCUUUACAACAGAAGGUAGUUGUUCAGAGGACUGCAAUAAACUGCAGAGAUCAGAAGACAUUUCUCCUGCACUGAUCUUCAGCUGAACAUCAGGGUUAUUUCAUGUGGUUUACUGGUUGCUACAACAUUUUUACUUCUGGUUUGUGAACCAUUAGAGUAUAAAUGGACCACUCUGUGUGUUUUAUCCACCUCCUUUAGUUGAAGAUUUUAGGAAAUGGCCCAUUUUCAGAGCUGGUUAAACAUUUACAGUGCUGCUGAACAAGAGUUCAUUUUACCCUGAUAGUUUUUUUUUUUUUUUUAAUGGUCCAAGUUAGAAUUUUUGAGGUUGUAUUUUUCAGUUAUAACUAAUAAAUAGUAAGGCCUCUUGGGUACUUUUUGCUUGUGUAAAAAAAAACAAAUACAUUUUUUUUUUGGGAA
Molecule: messenger RNA, 1485 nt
Organism: Nematolebias whitei (Rio pearlfish)
Lineage: Eukaryota; Metazoa; Chordata; Actinopteri; Cyprinodontiformes; Rivulidae
Gene: pnkd
Product: PNKD metallo-beta-lactamase domain containing
Exons: 9
Coding region: 8-1087 (359 amino acids)
Cellular component (GO): mitochondrion
Molecular function (GO): hydroxyacylglutathione hydrolase activity
Source: RefSeq, a predicted model, not a curated record